This is a messenger RNA of Nipponia nippon (crested ibis), 2240 nucleotides long. Lineage: Eukaryota; Metazoa; Chordata; Aves; Pelecaniformes; Threskiornithidae. The record is from RefSeq and is a predicted model, not a curated record.
CUUGAAUCCACCCCACAGAGUGAAGUCAAUUUCAAUGACUACUUUCACACAACAGGAAAUAGAAUUUCUGCAGAAACAUGGAAAUGAAGUGUGCAAACAGAUUUGGCUAGGCCUAUUUGAUGAUAGAUCAUCAGCAAUUCCAGACUUCAGGGAUCCACAGAAAGUAAAGGAAUUUCUACAGGAAAAAUAUGAAAAGAAAAGAUGGUAUGUUCCUCCGGAGCAGGCAAAGGUGGUGGCAUCAGUCCAUGCAUCCAUAUCGGGGUCUUCUGCUAGUAGUACAAGCAGCACACCUGAGGUGAAGCCACUCAAAUCCCUCUUGGGAGAAGCUGCACCCACACUGCACUUAAACAAGGGCACACCUAGCCAAUCUCCUGUUGUAGUUCGAUCUCAAGGACAGCAGCAACAAGAAAAGAAACAAUUUGACCUCCUCAGUGACCUUGGCUCAGAUAUCUUUGCGGCUGCUCCUCCUCAGUCAACUGCUACAGCAAAUUUUGCUAAUUUUGCACACUUCAACAGUCAUACAGCGCAGAACUCUGCAAAUGCAGGUUUUGCAAACUUUGAUGCAUUUGGACAGUCUAGUGGCUCGAGUAAUUUUGGAGGUUUCCCCACAGCAAGUCAGUCUUCUUUUCAGCCCCAAAAUACAGGUGGAAGUGCUGGAUCAGUGAAUGCUAACUUUGCUCACUUUGAUAACUUCCCCAAAUCCUCCAGUGCUGAUUUUGGAGCCUUCAGUGCUUCCCAGAGCAACACAACAGCAACUGCAGCCAGUAGAGCUGCAGUGAAUAAACCAAAUCUCCAGUCAGCUGACAAAUAUGCAGCUCUUGCUAAUUUAGAUAAUAUCUUCAGCGCAGGGCAAGGUGGUAAUGAGCAAGGAAGUGGCUUCAGUACAGUAGUGUCGGCAUCAGCAGGUCCUGCAUUGUCAGCCCCCAAUCAGCCAAGUGCAUCUUCAGACAAGUAUGCGGCUCUAGCAGAAUUAGACAGCGUGUUCAGCUCCACAGCAACCUCUAGUAAUGCAUAUACGUCCACCAGUAACGUUAGCAGCAAUGCUUUUGGAACAGUACCUGUGGCUGCUACUGCACAGACACAGCCUGCAUCUUCGAGUGUGCCUGCUCCAUUUGGAGCAACACCUUCCACAAAUCCAUUUGUAGCUGCCCCUGUUGCCCCAGUGGCACCUUCAACAAAUCCAUUCCAGACCAAUAGCCGAGGAGCAACAGGCCUCUCGGGAGCAAUGCACUCUCACAUAUUUCCUCAGGCUCAUUUUGCAGCAACAUUUGGUACUGCAUCCAUGAGCAUGCCUGCAGGAUUUGGAACUCCUGCCUCCUACAGUCUUCCUACUAGUUUUAGUGGCAACUUCCAGCAGCCCACGUUCCCAACCCAGGCAGCUUUCCCUCAACAGACUGCUUUUGCUCAGCAGCCAAAUGGAGCAGGUUUUGCUGCAUUUGGACAAGCAAAGCCUGUAGUAACUCCUUUUGGACAAGUUGCAGCUGUUGGAGUAUCUAGUAACCCUUUUAUGGCUGGUGCACCAACAGGACAAUUUCCAACAGGAAGCUCAUCAACCAAUCCUUUCUUAUAGCCUUAUAGACACUUUACCCAAAAGAACUCUUAUGUGGUCACAUAACAUCUCUGCGCCUCUUGCACUGUUGUCUUGUUUCACUGAUAUUAGCUUUAAACACAAAAGAAGUCUUUAAGAAGUAAAAAUAAAAGCCUGCAUUGUGUACCUUUAAAAAAAUAAAAAAUACACAAAACCCAAGAAAAUCAACCACCCCACCAGGUAAUAACGUGCAAAACAGAGGGCUGUGGUAACAUCAUUGAACCUGUGAACUGGCAGGUAAAAAGUAGCGGUAUCAUGUAUAUUAAAAUUGGCUAAUAAGUUAUUGCAGAUACCACAUUCAUUAUGCUGCAGUACUGUACAUAUUUUUCUUAGAAAAUAGCUAUUUGUGCAUAUCAGUAUUUGUAACUUUAACACAUCGUUAUGUGAAAAAUGUUACUGGGAAAUAGAUCAGCCACUUUAAGGUGCUGUUGUAUCUCUUGGAAUGAAUGAGCUACAUCAUUUUAACCAUUGGUAUUGGAAGUCAUGAAGUUAAAUUGAAGGUUUGUUCAUUUCUCAAAAUGUUUUCCUUUCCUAAGAGCUCUUCUAUUUAUACAUGCCUAAAUCUCUAAUGUUAGAGGGAUACCUGUCUGCAUAAUAAAGCUGAUCAUGUUUUGCUACAGUUUGCAGGUGAAAAAAAUAAAUAUUAGAAAAA